This is a messenger RNA of Helianthus annuus (common sunflower), 1315 nucleotides long. Its product is annotated as trihelix transcription factor ASR3. The transcript has 3 exons. The coding region runs from base 235 to 1149 and encodes 304 amino acids. The record is from RefSeq and is a predicted model, not a curated record. Lineage: Eukaryota; Viridiplantae; Streptophyta; Magnoliopsida; Asterales; Asteraceae.
GGGUAGAGAUAACAAUAAUUAUUAUCUAAGGAAAAAAAGAAAAAAGAAAAGAAAAGAAAAGAAAAGAGAGUUGAUUAAUGGGAAGGAAAGAAAGUGAUUAGCAGCAAGCACUAACUAACCUCCCUCACAAAACCAUGACAUGACCUGCCCUGUCCCUUCCCACCUCUAAACGGAAAGGACCCCUCCCCUACCACAAACAACAACGCCGUUACAGUUAAAACCUCACAUGUAUGUAUGGCGCUUGAGCGGUUGACUCUCGCCCCCGUCGUCCUCCCCCCCGACGAAGACCUCAACAGCAAGGCUCCCAGGCUGCCCCGGUGGACCAGGCAGGAGCUCCUUGUGCUUAUUCAGGGCAAGAGGGUCGCAGAGAACCGGGUCCGCCGUGGCAGGACCGCCGUUCUCGCUCAGGUGGAGCCCAAGUGGUCUUCCGUCUCCUCUUACUGUAAGCGCCAUGGGGUCAACCGUGGCCCUGUUCAGUGCCGGAAAAGAUGGAGCAAUCUCGCCGGAGAUUUCAAGAAAAUUAAGGAAUGGGAGUCCCAGAUUAAAGAAGAAGCCGACUCUUUCUGGGUCAUGAGAAAUGAUUUGAGGAGAGAGAGGAAGCUGCCUGGGUUUUUUGAUAGAGAAGUCUAUGAUAUACUGGAUGGUGGAGGUCCCUCGCCCGCCUCCUUGGUUCUGUCACUAGCGCCGUCGGCUGAGACGACAGAGAACGAAGUUGUGUUCGAUAGUGGAAGGACGGCCGCUGCAGAUGAUGGCCUCUUCUCUGACGAGGGCAUCAAGGAAGCUGCUCCCGCUCCAAUAUCAGCCACAGAGUAUGAGUCAUUCUCUCAAGGGGUUCCCCCUCCAGCUCCAGCUCCAGCAGCAGCACAAGACAAAGAAACUAGCCCAGGCCCCCAAGGAAGGGAGAGGGAGAGGGACAGGAAGAGGAAAAGAGAUGCAGCAGAAGAAGAAGAAGAAGAAGAAGAGAUGUCUUUAGAGAAGCAAUUGAUUGAAGCCAUGGAAAGGAAUGGCAGAUUGCUUAGCUCCCAACUUGAAAUUCAGAAUGCCAACUCUCAGUUAGACAGGGAACAACGCAAAGAUGAGGCAAAUACCCUAUUUUCAGUUCUUAAUAAGCUUGCAGAUGCAAUGGUCAGGAUUGCAGAUAAGUUGUAGUCUCCAUCACAUCACUUGUUGUACAGCCUGGGAAUUCACCAAAUAUUUCGCUUUAUAGUAUAGUUGCUAUACACAUGAUCAUUCUGUUUAUGUAUCAAUGAUUAUUAUUUAUUAUAUACAGUUGAGGUUUUUAUACCAUAAUAAUAAAACUGAUUGCUUUCAAUUA